This is a messenger RNA of Ostrea edulis (European flat oyster), 3333 nucleotides long. RefSeq names its product protein kintoun-like. Bases 166 to 3099 code for a protein of 977 amino acids. The record is from RefSeq and is a predicted model, not a curated record. Gene Ontology annotation, cellular component: cytoplasm. The transcript has 5 exons. NCBI's taxonomy places the organism in Eukaryota, Metazoa, Mollusca, Bivalvia, Ostreida, Ostreidae. Gene Ontology annotation, biological process: axonemal dynein complex assembly.
UCGUCAGACAAUUUUCAAAUGUAAUACAUAUGGUCAGAUAAAUUAUUAAAUACUGAAAUUUAUUGCGUUAAGCCUUGCAACGGGCACGUUGCUGAUUAUCCGUUAUUUCCGGGAAUAAUAUUAUUGUAAAGCGUUUAAAAUACCCAGAUUAAGUCGCCAAGGUACAUGCAUGUCCAAACAACUAUGGCGUCCAGUAAGAAAAUGGAUGAUCUGAAUCUUUCAUCAGAUGAAGUUAAACGUAUUGGGGAAGCUCUUAAGAAUGAAGAGUUUAGGAAACUCUUUGUGGAAUACGCAGAAGAAAUAUCUGACCCUGAGAACAGGAAAAAAUAUGAGGAAGAGAUCGCACAAAUGGAGAAUGAACGAGGGAUGAACGUCCAGUUUGUUAAUCCAGAGCCUGGGCAUUGCAUCAAAACGAGUGUCGACGGUGACACGAAGGCCUUCGUUAAUAUCUGUAUGAAUGACAAAAUUGAGACUCCACGCUCCAAACCUCAAGUCGAUUCCAAUGGCCGUAAAGGACUACACUGGCAAAUUCCUCACUCAUUUUCUCCGCCUCGAGAUGAUAUUGUUAAAUCUGGUGGGAAAUGCAAAGUUUUUGAUGUUGUUUUCCAUCCAGAUACAUACCGAAUGGGAGAGAAUCCACGCUUCAUGAAGCUUAUUGAGGACACUGCUAUUGAAGGAAUUGAAAACCAGUUUGGGGUAAAAAUUGACCGAAAGAAUUUGAAACCCAUGAAAAUGAAAUACAAAGGUAUCCCUGUUGCAACCGUCAUUCGAACAAAAUCUGACCAACCAACUGAAACGUCUGAUGAAGAUGCUGACAGUAUUCUGAAGAAUCUUCCCUACCCAUACGAUAAUAAGACAAGUGCUGAAAAAAGUAAAGAGAUGCAAGAGACAGUGAAAAAUAAGAAGAAUCUAGAAUCUCAGAAAACUAAACCCCAGGUUCAAGAGAAAAGAGAUGGACCAUCUGAGCCAAAAUAUUCCAUUACACAUAGGUCCAAUAUCGACUUGCAGGAGUAUCGAAAUGCACCAGAUGCCAAGACCAGUACUAGACCAAAUGAGUUAGAAGUCAAGAUUGAGUUACCACUGUUAAACUCAGCAAAGCAGGUGAAUCUUGAUGUCUUUGAAAAAAGACUAUCUUUGUCAUCAGAAAACCCAGCAAAGUACAAGUUAGACAUAAAUCUGCCUUACCCUGUGGAUGAUGAGCAAGGUUCUGCCAAAUUUGACAAAGCAAAACACUAUUUGAUUGUAACCUUACCAGUGUUACCAGGAGAACAAGUUGAGAUGCCAUUUUCUGGAACUAGAGAUGUAGAAACUCAAGAAGAACAAGUUUUCCUAAACCAUCAAGAAGAACCUCAAAAACUCAUAGAAGAAAUUCCACAGCUUGAUGAUCUACCAGAUUUAGAAGAAAUUGAUACUGUGGAAGAGACUCAUAUAUUAUUUGAUACUGAAUCCCCCAAAUCAGAACCUCUAACAUCCACUUUUCAAUCAGAGCCCCCUCUUCCCAAAAUUGCCUAUGGAUUUCCUGACUUUACUUUCAGCCAGGACCCUGAGGCUGUGUCUUUUGUUUUAAAUGUUUGGAAUGUCACAACAGACUCGGUGUCCAUAACUUAUCUCUCUCCAUGCUGUUGCCAAGUUCAGUUUUUGUCACUGGGAUCAGGAGGUUUUCCUGUACAUUAUCGGUUCAUUGCCAAGUUUGAGGAAGGUUGCGAAAUUGUGCCGGAGCAUUGCACAACAGAUGUGAAUGAAACCAAUGUUGUGUUGACCAUCCUGAAGGCAAAGAAGGCCAGAAGAGACUGGAAUAAAUUCUAUGCAGGCAGCAAUCAAGAUGAACUUCAGGAGUACUUGUUCGUGACAGAAAAAAAUCUGCAGGCGGAGUUGAAUCAACUGACAGCAGAAACAGAAGCGGACGAUCAGUCUGAAACCACAGCUUCAGUUGUUGUGACUGAGAUGAAUAAAAAGAAACUGGCGAUAAAAAUCAAGAAGAAUAAGCAGCAACAUGUAAACAAACAGCCAGUGUCACUAUCAGGAUCAAGGACUGUCACCCCGCUGACCGAUUCUGAGACUGAGGAGUUAAAUACAGCUGAUCGAGGCCCACCGUCAGAAGACAUUGAGGUUGUUUAUGAUCAAGAAACCCCCAAUUUGCAUGGAAUUUUAAAGCAGCGUUCAAUAUCGGAGUCCAGUGAAGAUUUGAUCAGCUCCAACAGCAGCUGCAGUCCCAGCAGUCCGCGAGAAGAACUGUUUGGAUUCAAGAAAUCUGUCAAGUUUAACGACCGCAUCGACCAGGCAACGUUCCGCACAGGGGCAGCUGUUACUUCUAUGACUACAGCUCUGAAAAGCAAGCGUCGCAGAAACAGGAAAAGAGAGGAAAAGAAAGGUGGCCGCCAGCGUGUAAACAGUGGGGGAUCAGAAGGUACAUCCAGCGGAGAAGAAUUGGAAGUGAAGCAGGAUGUGGAAGAAGAGUUGAAGAUCCUAGACAGCAAUCUGCAGGAAGAGGAGGAACACAGGAAUGAUGGGAAGGACACAGAGGUAGACUUAGAGGAGGUGCAAUCAAGUCACAGUGGAGGAGAGCAAGAAGAAAAUGAAGAGGAAAUUGUCUCAACUGUGAUAAAGACGUCUAGUGAGGCCUCGGAGUGUGUCGAAAGCAAGCUGGUGAAAACUAUCAAAGAGAAGUUGUCCAUGGCUAAGCCAGAGCAGUACAAUGAUAGUGAUGAUGAUGGUGGAGAAAAUGAAAUGGAAAAUGAAAGUGGUAGGAAAGAAGAGGAAGUUCAUGUGAUAAUCAAAGACAAACCAUUAGAUUAUCGGACUAAACCGGCAGAUCUAGGUGAUUCUAAGCAAUCAAAAUUCAUAGAGCAGCUAGAUGGAUCAUCCACCACAUCUGCCAAGCAGAGUGGUGAAGAUUCUGGUGUGGAGAGUGGGCUUGAUGGGCCUGGAGAUUCCUCUGAAAAGGCAGGUGAUAAGGUGGAGUCUUCCCUCAGCUGGGAGGAGAAGCCUAAACCCGACCCUGUGUCCACGGCCCCAGAUGACCUAACCAAUCAGGACCACCGGACUCAGUGUGCAUUCUCCUUCUCCAAUGCCAUAAUGUUUGAUCUUGAUGUUGAUUAAGUCCAAAAAAAAAUUGUACCUCCUUUUUGUAUAGAUGUACAACUUUGUUAAGAUUUUCAUUAGAGUGCUCAUGAUAUACUGUUUUUCAAUACUGUUUUUCAAUCAAUUGAUUGUAAAGAUUUAUUGUGAUACAUUUUAGUACAAUUUCAUUGACCUGUCAAUCACAGAUUGACACUGUUGUUUAAGGCUGUGUUCAGAUUUUUUCUUGAAUGGAAUAAACACUAAACCUAUGAA